This is a messenger RNA of Salmo salar (Atlantic salmon), 3185 nucleotides long. RefSeq names its product histamine H3 receptor. NCBI's taxonomy places the organism in Eukaryota, Metazoa, Chordata, Actinopteri, Salmoniformes, Salmonidae. The record is from RefSeq and is a predicted model, not a curated record. Gene Ontology annotation, biological process: G protein-coupled receptor signaling pathway, coupled to cyclic nucleotide second messenger; adenylate cyclase-inhibiting G protein-coupled acetylcholine receptor signaling pathway; chemical synaptic transmission. Gene Ontology annotation, cellular component: synapse; plasma membrane; dendrite. Gene Ontology annotation, molecular function: G protein-coupled serotonin receptor activity; G protein-coupled acetylcholine receptor activity; histamine receptor activity.
UUGCAUUUAUAUUUUGGUUCAGUAUAUUAAGUAUUUCCUUAAAGAAAAAGUUUUUCGCUGCCUCUUGGGCCCCCCACGGGCCUUAGCCCAGGGGCUUCAGCCCUGGUAAGCCCCUGCAUUAAACUGGCCCAGAGUACAUAGAGAGACCAUAGAGCAGAGAUUCCUAAUAGGAAGUCUGCGGACCAAAUUCGGCACUUUUUAUUUUAUUAAACAAUGGUACAUUUAAGCCACUCUACCUUGGAAACAGGUGCAUUUCAUUGCAGUAUUGAUACACUAGUAUUUAAACAUAACUGUGGUCAAGCAAAAUUGCAGAAUGGUUUUGGCCACAGUUGAAUUUACUCCCCUUACAGAGUUAGCGUGGGAUGCUUCCAGCUGUCUGGGGACAUAGGCCUAUACUCAGGCAGGAACCAUGUGUCAAGUGCACCUGUUUUUUGUGUGUUUUAUUCUAGGAUAAAAAUAUACACAAAAACAAAGAUACAUGAAACCACCUUAUUUUACACUCUCAAUCCGUGUGAGAUUUUUUUUCUCAGGCUACCUCGAUAAAAAAAUCCAGCCAUCAUUAUAUUCAAUGGUUUUAUUCCAAGUAGAAUACUUUUUCAAGCAGAAAAUUCGUUUUCGUUUUCCAUGUACAUCCAGUCUACACUCUUCAGUGACAAUUCUUGCUCCCGUGCAGGGCAGCGUAUAGUAAAUGCGCUACAAAAAAACGACUAGAUAUAACGUUGCGCGCUGUAGGUUAAUUUAGUUUUCCAUAAUACCAUAGACGCAACCUUCUCCAUUGCACACUGAAUUCAACGCGCUCGCGUCGCUCACUAAAAAGUAGGGUAGCACAUAAAGCCGAACCUAUGCUCCCGUAAACCGCCCGGUCACCUUUGAGGACAGGAUAAAUCACGUCAUCCUGCACGACAGCAGACACUGACAAAUAUAGUUUUAAAUCUGUUGGAAGAAAUUCCUUUCAUUCAGAAGUCAGCUUUCAUUUUCAAGACGACAUUCGUAUUCGUUUUUCUGCGUCUCUUUUAACAAAUGCUCCAAUCUUUAGGGGAUAUCUAUGGAAAUCACAUUGAUGAAUAGUUUCAUAACGAAGGCAAGUGUAAUGGUUUUAUUAUAAGAUUAGCUAUGGGAGCUAAUAUCCUGGAAUCUAAUAUAAGCACCAACUUCACUCCUGGCGGCGACACGUGGACAGUCCACGAAACUGGAGCGGCUCACCCGGGCUAUAUGAUGGUGAUUCUGGCCGUGCUUAUGAUUAUUCUGGUAGUCGUGGUUGUGGCUGGCAACGCACUUGUUAUCCUGGCUUUCAUUGUUGACAAGAGCCUACGAAAUCAAAGCAACUACUUCUUCCUCAACCUUGCCAUUUCAGAUUUUCUUGUUGGUGCAUUCUGUAUCCCUGUAUACAUCCCCUACAACCUGACAGGCCGCUGGGUGCUGGGCAGAGGUCUCUGUAAGCUGUGGCUCCUCAUGGACUACUUGCUCUGCACUGCCUCUGUCUUCAACAUAGUCCUCAUCAGCUAUGACCGGUUCCUCUCCGUCACCAGAGCAGUGAAAUAUAGAGCUCAGCGGAGCAUGACCCACCAUGCUGUGGUGAAGAUGGUGGCUGUGUGGGUGUUGGCCUUCCUUCUCUAUGGCCCUGCCAUUAUCUUCUGGGAGCUGGUUGUGGGUAAAAGCAUCGUUCCUGCCGACGAGUGUUUCGCUGAGUUCUACUGCACCUGGUACUUCCUACUCAGUGCGUCUACGUUUGAGUUCUUCACCCCCUUUAUCUCUGUGACCUUCUUCAACCUGUGCAUCUACCUGAACAUCCAGAGGAGGAACAAGAGCAGGGCUAUCCGUAAGGAGGACACCAAGGCACACAGGGACAGGGGCAGUCUCAGGGACGGGGGUGCUACCUUGUCUGUGUUUUUUGUCAAGACUCGCAAGGUAUCAUCGAGCGAGCCAACUGCUGUUUCAGAGGUGAUAGAGGAGGACGAGGAGCUGUCGCCAUCCUCCAGUGGGGAGCCCAGCAGCGGACACACCUUCAUUCAGAGAAAGAAGGGCCCUUCCUGCAGGAAAACUUCCAGGCUCCUCCAAUUCCAGGCCCCCACCGGGCCCUCCAGCAGGAGCUCAGAGGGCUCCCGCCUCUCCCGCGACAAGAAGAUUGCCAAGUCGCUGGCCAUUAUAGUGUGCAUUUUCGGGAUCUGCUGGGCACCAUACACCCUACUGAUGAUAAUACGAGCGGCCUGUAGUGGGCGAUGUGUGGAGCACUACUGGUACGAGGUGACUUUUUGGCUCUUGUGGCUGAACUCUGGUAUUAACCCUUUCCUUUACCCUCUCUGCCACAGCAGCUUCCGAAGGGCUUUUGCUAAGAUACUGUGCCCCAAGCGUCAGUGUGUCCAACCUCACAUUGAGACCCAGUCUUGCUAGUGAUGCAACGUAUGGCUGGCUGGGAGUCACUGGAGUGAGAAGACUACUGCAAAUGGAUAUGGAUUUUGUUUCUCAGACAUUGUGGAAUGAUGUGUACAUAGCUCAGCCAUGAAUAGGAGUGUGAAACCAUUUUUUUUAGAUACUCACUUUGGUCUUUGUUAUUCAAAUAUGAUAGAAAAAAUGUUAUAACUGAUAUCCCUAUGUUUUUUGUUUCAGACACAUUAAAUCCUUCUAUGUGCCAAGUUUGAAACUUGCACUUAGAGGGUAAAACCAAGUGUUUGUAUUUACAUUUCAGAAGUGAAUCUACAUAUACUGUAAUAUUGAAAUACUACUUGUUGUAGAUAUAUUUGUUGUGUUGUUGCUAAUACAUUCUGGUGUGAAUAGCAUAGGUGGCGAUGCUCCUAGGACUGGGAGGAAAUCUCAAAUCUUAUCAGUGCUUCGUGUCUCUGCCAGUUAUAGAUCUGAAUGGUACUGGUAUACUUGUAAAUGUGCUAUGUAGAAAAAUAUUUUCAGUGUUAUUUUCAGUGAAAUGUGAAAGAAUAGUUCAGUGUAAUACCAAAUGAAGUGUUCCUUGGUGUGUGUGAUUUCCAUGUGUUUACCCCUACUUCUACAACACUUUGUUGCGAACACAGAGGUAAUAUACAGAUGUAGGAUCUUAAUUUGAGCCAGUUUGCUAGAGCAGGAAAAUAAUCCUGCAGCAACAGGAAAUGUGAAUUAUGAUGUAAAUUAUAAUUAAUGGACAUUUUGGUAGGGGUUCCUACAUUUUUCAUAAGGGUAAAUCAAGUCUUCAAGUU